GGGCGCAGCGGCGUGGUCGGGCGCGAGCGGGGGGAGCGCGAGCGCAGGCGCUGGGAGCGCGACGAGGGCGGCUCGCGGGUCGGCGUGGUGGAGGCCAUUGGUGACGCGGGUGUGUACAGCGCUGUGUGCUGUGGCGUGGAUUCAAUGGCUGUCAACGGUACUGUCAGUGGUGCUGAACGGUGUCACGUGGUGCGUUGCUCGCGCUUGUUGACGCGGGGUGUUUACAGCCCUGUGGUGCUUCGUAUUGUGGCGUCGAGCUGCGCUAGGAUCGCAAGAUCGCGCACAAUGACGCCUGGGCUGCCGCACUUGCAGGGCCCAGUCGCAUGCUGUCGGCCGCCGUCGUAGCCGUCGCGUGUCGAGUGCGCGCUUCGUAUACAGUACGCGCGGGCUGCCACUUUCGUCCGGAGCGCUCGCAGCCCGUCUUUGCGAUCCGACGGAGCCGGCCCACGGUACACACGCCGUCUGACUGCUCAGCCCCCACCCAUGUCACCUCGCACUCGUCCGCUGAAGAGACUGUCACUGUCAUACGUAUCCUCAGCGCCGACACGCAGUAGUCGACGCUCCCCCUUUGCCCCUCCAGCACCUGCUGCCUCGGCCCCCCGCGCGAACAGACACGCUUUUCGCGAACGGGCCCCGCACAAUUUCGCGCCCCAUCACUUCCAGAGCGGCUCCGGGCUCUGGACUGCUUCUGUGCUCUUCGGACUUGCCAUUGGCGGCGCCGUCCUGCUUCCCCUGCUGAGGAAUCCCUCCGAUACCCUCGACACCCCAGAUUCCGCCUUUGACGUCACCACCACCGACUCGCUCCUCGUCAUGGCCGCCAACACGCCCGCCGGCCGCCCCGGCACCCUCACGCCGCAGGAGGAAGAGAAGCUGCGCGAGCUGUGGCUGCUGACGCUGCGAGUCUUCGGCGUGCACAGCGCCGACGACGGGAACAACGGCGUCGAGCCCGCGCCCGCACCCGCACCCGCCGCCGCCCCCGAGAAGGAGAAGGAGAAGGAGAAGAAGAAGAGCAAACUGCACGUCUUCUCGCGCCACAAGAAGGACAAGUCCGAGCCCGACUCCGCGCCCGCAACCGGCGCCUCCACACCCGACAUCGGCCGCCUGUCGCUGUCGACCGACGACGACAAGUUCGGCCAGACAGCCGACUUCAAGGCCGCCAUCGCCAACAUCCCGCCCGAGCACCUGCGCACCGCCUUCUGGAGUAUGGUCAAGCACGACCACCCGGACGCGCUGCUGCUGCGCUUCCUGCGCGCCCGCAAGUGGGACGUCGAGAAGGCCCUGGUCAUGAUGGUGUCGACGAUGCAGUGGCGCAUGGACGACAUGCACGUCGACGACCGCAUCGUGCUGCAGGGCGAGCUGGGCGCGCUGGAGGCCGCCGCCGCUGCCGACGCAAAGGCCAAGAAGAACGACGAGGACUUUUUGGUCCAGCUGCGCAUGGGCAAGAGCUUUUUGCACGGCACCGACGCGGCGGGCCGCCCGAUGUGCAUUGUGCGCGCGCGGCUGCACAAGGCGGGCGAGCAGACCGAGGAGAGCCUUGAAAGGUUCACGGUGUACACGAUUGAGACGGCGCGGCUGCUGCUGCGCCCGCCGAUUGACACGGCGACCAUCAUCUUCGACAUGACCGACUUCUCCAUGGCCAACAUGGACUACACCCCCGUCAAAUUCAUGAUCAAAUGCUUCGAAGCAAACUACCCGGAAUCGCUGGGCACCGUGCUCGUCUACAAGGCGCCCUGGGUGUUCAACGCCGUCUGGAGCAUCGUCCGCGGCUGGCUCGACCCGGUCGUGGCCUCCAAAGUCUCCUUUGUGAAAUCCGUCUCCGAGCUCGAGAAAUUCGUCCCCGCUGCACAGAUCCCCAAGGAGCUCGGCGGCGCUGAGGACUGGGCGUACAGUUUCCCCGAACCCGUAGCCGGCGAGAACGACAAGAUGAAGGAUGUUGCGACGCGGUCGCGCAUCGAGGCGGAGCGCACGGCGAUUGUGGCCAAGUACGAAGAAGAGGUGCUGGCCUGGAUCAAGGCCGGUACGCUGCCCGACGCGAUACCCCAGCGCCGGCAAGAGCGCGAUAAGCUCGCGGAGGAGCUGAGGAGGAAUUACUGGGCGCUGGAUCCGUAUGUGCGCGCCCGCACGCUGUAUGAUCGCAUGGGUGUUCUUGGGGAGGGGGGGCGGCUGGCGUUUUACCCGGCGGCGGGGGCGGUGCCUGGUGUCACACCGGCGGUGGGGGAGGGGACGGCGAAGGGGACGGGGCAGGUGGAGACUAGUGCCGAUGAUCUGGAUUGAAG
This is a messenger RNA of Boeremia exigua, 2276 nucleotides long. RefSeq lists its product as uncharacterized. Bases 484 to 2274 code for a protein of 596 amino acids. The transcript is spliced from 2 exons. NCBI's taxonomy places the organism in Eukaryota, Fungi, Ascomycota, Dothideomycetes, Pleosporales, Didymellaceae. The record is from RefSeq and is a predicted model, not a curated record.